AUGGAAAGUCCCAAUGGAGCUGGUUCCAAUGGGCCGCCAUCUUUUGAUCUAGAGAAAUUGAAAAAAGACUCUGAUGGUUCAAUGUCAGGAAUGGCCACAGGUCUCUUCAAUCAGGUAGUUCAAGGGAACCCAUAUUUUGCAGCAGGCGGAGGACUGAUGAUUUUAGGCUCUGGUUUGGCUUUAGCAAGAUCAGGAGUAAUACGGCUGAGCGGUUUGUUGUACCGACAGUUAUUGGUGGAUAUGGAAAUUCCAUCUAAGGACAAAUCCUAUCUAUGGUUUCUCGAGUGGAUGGCAAAGCACCCGCAUAGAUCUUCAAGGCAUUUGUCUGUAGAAACCAAUUUUAUUCAGCACGAUAAUGGGGCAGUCUCGACCAAGUUCUCACUGGUGCCGGGUCCUGGUAAUCAUCUGAUCCGGUAUAAAGGUGCCUUCAUGCUAAUAAAGCGCGAGAGGUCAGGUAAAAUGAUCGACAUGACGAAUGGAGCACCUUUCGAAACCGUCACGCUAACUACUUUGUACAAAGACAGGCUACUAUUCCGCGAUUUGCUGAGUGACGCGAAAAACCUAGCCGUUAAGGCUAAGGACGGCAAGACGGUAAUCUUCACAUCUUGGGGUCCAGAAUGGAGACCAUUUGGACAACCAAAGGCCAAGAGACUAUUGCCUUCUGUAAUUCUCGACAAGGGCAUCAAAAAUCAUAUUUUGAAUGAUGUCAAAGAGUUCCUGCAAAAUGGCAAAUGGUAUUUUGACCGCGGUAUUCCAUACAGAAGAGGAUAUCUGCUUUAUGGGCCACCAGGAAGCGGGAAGACCAGUUUCAUCCAGGCUUUGGCUGGGGAACUGGACUACAACAUUUGCAUUAUGAAUCUCUCUGAGGCCAACUUGACGGACGAUCGUUUGAACCACCUGAUGAACAAUAUUCCGGAAAGAAGCAUAUUGCUACUGGAGGAUGUCGAUGCCGCAUUUAAUAAGCGGUCACAAUCAGCAGAAAAGGGUUUCCAAUCCGGCGUCACGUUCAGUGGUCUUUUGAAUGCCCUUGACGGAGUUGCCUCUUCAGAAGAGACCAUCACUUUCAUGACUACUAACCACCCAGAAGUUCUUGACCCUGCCCUGAUGAGACCGGGCAGGGUUGACUACAAAGCAUAUAUUGGCAAUGCGUCGCCUUUCCAAGUUGGGGAAAUGUUCAUGAAGUUUUACCCAGAUGGCGACAAGUACUGCGACCUCUUUGUCCAAAGGGCCACUGCUCUCAACGUCCAGAUCAGCACUGCUCAGCUACAGGGACUCUUUGUAUUCAAUAAAGAUGAUCCCCAAGCAGCACUUGACAUGGUUGAAACGUUAAAAUCUCCAAAUCAUGUAUUCUAG
Molecule: messenger RNA, 1353 nt
Organism: Lachancea dasiensis
Lineage: Eukaryota; Fungi; Ascomycota; Saccharomycetes; Saccharomycetales; Saccharomycetaceae
Source: the annotation of a GenBank genome assembly